AUGAGUGGACCAGCAGGUGGCUCCAGUCUACCCAGCACAAACCCCGUCUGUCUGUCUGUCUGCUACCUGCUCCCACCACACGCUACCAUGACAGAGUCAAAGAUGAGUACAAUCUGGAUUGUGAAGCUUGCUGUUUGCAGCUUGCUCCUGGCUGCAUUCGUGUUAUUCUCCAUAGCGGCCAUCAGGACUUUCUCCCUGGACGUAAACGCGGGACUUCAGCUGGCUCGCUGGGAAAAGACGGACAACAUAUCUCUGGUCAUCCAGCAGCACGACAGAGAGCAGCUGUUAGCUCGCUUUAAAGAGGCAGUCCGGAUCCCCACGGUGUCUCAGGAGAGCGGAAGCAACGCGUCAGCUCUGCGUCAGUUUGAUGCUUUUCUCCGUAAAGCCUUCCCUACAGUCUUCUCCUCAAGCUUGGUUCAUCAUGAGUUGGUGGCUAAUUACAGCCACCUGUUUCGGGUGCAAGGAUCACAGCCCGACUUGGUGCCAUACCUGCUGCUGGCCCACAUUGAUGUAGUACCUGCCACAGAGUCGGAUGGCUGGGAGGCUCCGCCUUUUUCUGCCACAGAGAUUGAUGGCUUCAUCUAUGGUAGAGGCACCAUAGAUGACAAGUGUUCCCUAAUGGGAAUACUUCAGGCAUUGGAGUAUUUACUAAUUAAAGGCUACAUGCCACGCAGAGGGUUCUACAUUGGUUUGGGUCAUGAUGAAGAAAUUAAGGGGUACGAAGGGGCGAUGAACAUUGUGCGAGUGAUGAAGCAGCGUGGUGUGAAGCUGUCUUUUGUCCUGGAUGAAGGUCUGGCAAUUCUUGAUGGGAUCAUCAGUGGUCUUGAAGGACCUGCUGCUUUGAUUGGUCUCACUGAAAAGGGACAAGCCAAUGUGAAGCUUAGUGUGUCCAUGCCUCCUGGUCACUCCUCGAUUCCUCCCAAAGAGUCCAGCAUCGGGAUCUUGGCUUCAGCAGUCAAAAGACUUGAGGAGAACCCUAUGCCACGACUGUUUGGCCUUGGUCCAGAACGUGAAACCUUUGAGCAUUUGGCUCAUAAGUUCAAGCUCCCACUGAAGUUCAUCAUGUCAAACUUGUGGUUGUUCUCACCACUCCUCAGCAGAGUUCUGGAGAGAAAACCAGACACGAAUGCUUUUGUAAGGACAACAACAGCUGUAACCAUGUUUAAUUCAGGAGUAAAGGUGAAUGUCGUCCCUCCUCUAGCUGAAGCUUUUGUAAAUCUACGAAUCCACUCGGCACAUUCAGUACAGGAGGUUUUAGAUGUUAUCCAGGAAACGGUGGGGGACGAGAGAGUGAAGAUCCAGCUCAUGGAUGGAUUCGAGCCGCUGCCUGUCAGCUCAUCUAAUGAGAGGAGCUUCGGCUUUCAGAUCAUUAAGAAAACCGUGUUGGACACGUUUCCCACAGUUACUGUUGCUCCAGGCAUCUGUGUGGGGAACACAGACAGUCGACACUUCAAGGACCUGACCGGUGACAUCUAUCGCUUUGCUCCUGUCUGGUUUAAACCAGGUGAUAUUCAGAGGUUCCAUGGCUUAAAUGAGCGGAUCUCCAAAAAGAACUACGAGGAACUUGUCGUAUUUUACUUUAAUCUGAUACAAAACUGUGACAUUCAGAGUCUCCCUGAGCCACACAGCUCUGUGCAUGAACUCUAAGGAACCAGGAAAGUCGUCUGAAUUUUACUGGGAUGCGACACUGUAAACUCACCUGAGUUGACCCGAAUCAAAGCACAAUGAAUCUUAAAGCUACUGUAUGUCAGCGGCACUGGAUGGGUCCAAUGGCACUGACUUUGUUUGAUGUCAUUAAAGGUUCAAAGUGAUUUAAAUCAUUGGUACUGGUCUAUUAAAAGUAAUAAUGAUCUUGA
Molecule: messenger RNA, 1856 nt
Organism: Nothobranchius furzeri (turquoise killifish)
Lineage: Eukaryota; Metazoa; Chordata; Actinopteri; Cyprinodontiformes; Nothobranchiidae
Gene: pm20d1.2
Product: peptidase M20 domain containing 1, tandem duplicate 2
Biological process (GO): amino acid metabolic process
Molecular function (GO): hydrolase activity, acting on carbon-nitrogen (but not peptide) bonds, in linear amides; metallocarboxypeptidase activity
Source: RefSeq, a predicted model, not a curated record